Prorocentrum cordatum is the source of this 1134-nucleotide messenger RNA. The record is from the annotation of a GenBank genome assembly. NCBI's taxonomy places the organism in Eukaryota, Dinophyceae, Prorocentrales, Prorocentraceae.
AUGCCUGCCAAGCUGUGCAAGCUGGUAUCGGCCCUGUCCUACGCUGGGAAGCUUAAAGGAGACUCGAAAUGGUUGAGGGAUAAUGGCUCUCCGAGGGAAGUUCUGCAGUGGCUUAAGACCUCGCAUGGGGAGGCUCGUCUCAACAAUUCCAAGAUCAACGUCGCCGAGGUCGCGCACAUCGCGUGCCUUCUCAAGCACGACCCAGUGCUCAGCAGGAACUUGAAGGAUGUAAAGGUCAUCGCGCUGUACAAGGCCCAGGUGGAUCUCAUCAAGUUCGCCCUGAGCGAGAUGGGUAUCGGCGCACAGCUCGUGUCCGUGGUCAGCGUGGACGCGGCGCAGGGUUCGGAGGCCCCGCACGUGGUCUUGUCGACAACGAGGAGCAACGCCACACAGGACCCCGGCUUCGCCAGAGACCGGAGGCGCCUAAACGUGGCGAUCAGCCGUGCACAGGCCUCCCUGACGAUCGUUGGCAAUUACGAUUUCUUCCAUCGAGUGGAUACUAAUUGGCGGCAGGUGUGCGAAGCGUGCGUCAGGGUGGAUGGCGCGUCGACUCAGGAAAAUUUUGAGAAAGCGAUGCGGCUCGUGCGCGCCAAGGCCCAUGAGAUGGCGCCAGGAUUCGUGGAAGAGUGCGUUCACGGACAGUCACCGCAGGCACGCACUCUCGACGACUGGUUCGCCUCGCGCCGCUUGGAGGGCGGACAGCGCCAGACCAGGAGCCUGCGGCCGCGGCCUUCGUCGCCAGCCAUGGCUGCCGUGGCCUUCCCUUCGCUGCCCGGGUCCGCUGGCGCAGCCGACCACGCGCAGCCAGGCGCCUCGUCCACCAUGUGGGGCGCACGUGCGGACGCCAUCUCCGUUGCUGGCAGACAGCACCGGCAGCAGUGCGCGCCGAGGCCUGGUGCGGGUCGCGAGAUCCCGGCCUCGAAGGACCCCCCGACGCACGAAGACGCCGACGCCUACCCCGUGCUGCCAGGCUCACGCGAAGGCGGCUCCUCAGGAAGCACCGGCUCGCGGGCCUGGGGGCCCCCGUCGAGGCCGGGACCCGCCGCGAGGUCGACGCCCGUCGAGUCGCCUGCGCCCCUGCCCGUGCCCGAGGAGGUCGUGCAGGGUCAGGACCGAGCAGGGCGUCCAGCGUAA